This is a messenger RNA of Thunnus maccoyii (southern bluefin tuna), 4866 nucleotides long. It is a transcript of the gene ogfrl1, whose product is annotated as opioid growth factor receptor-like 1. The coding region runs from base 159 to 1355 and encodes 398 amino acids. Lineage: Eukaryota; Metazoa; Chordata; Actinopteri; Scombriformes; Scombridae. Gene Ontology annotation, molecular function: opioid growth factor receptor activity. The record is from RefSeq and is a predicted model, not a curated record. The transcript is spliced from 7 exons. Gene Ontology annotation, cellular component: membrane.
GAUCUGGAAAUUCCCUUUUCUGCCAUUUAAAAGCUCAGCUGAGGGCAGUGUGAGCCCAGCGCUCUGCAAACCAAAAAACGAGGUUGUGUGCAAAAUUAUGUAGUAUUUUGUGCAAAGAAGAGAAUAAUAAAAGAGAGCAGGUGUUGCAUGUUUUUUAAAUGGGAAAUCUGUUGGGCAGCUGGCGUUUCAAGGAGCCGAGCACCGUUGAGGAAUGCGACUCGACGUGGGGGUCGGACUCAGAGAGCGACGAGCCGGCGGCUGAAGAUGACAGCGGCAUCUCCGAGACCGUCAGCCCGGCGGAGAGCGACCGGGCCGCGGGAGACCCCGGAGACACGUCGCCGCAGCUGACUGACUCCCCAGAGUCUGUUCCAAAGAUGAAGAGGAGUUUCUACGCUGCCAGGGACCUCUACAAAUACCGUCACAGCUACCCGAACUUCAGAAAGUCCCGGCUACCCAAUGAGUACCGUAACCUGCGCUUCUACCUGAACAAGAUCCCUCUAGUACCUGAUGGUAUCUAUAUAGAGGAGAUUCUGACAAAGUGGAGAGGCGACUAUGACAAACUGGAGCACAAUCACACCUACAUUCAGUGGCUGUUCCCGUUAAGAGAACAAGGGCUCAACUUCUACGCACAUGAACUGACUCAGGACGAGAUCAAAGAAUUCCAAAGCACUCGGGAAGCCAAGCGGAGAUUCCUGGCAGCCUAUUCCCUGAUGUUGGACUUCUACGGCCUCAAGCUGCUGGAUAAGAGCGGGAAUGUUGCUCGGGCUCCCAACUGGCAGGAGCGCUUCCAGCACCUUAAUGAGUCCCAGCACAACUACCUGCGGAUCACCCGCAUCCUGAAGUCCCUGGGCGAGCUCGGCUAUGAGGCCUUCAAGGCCCCGCUGGUUCGCCUGUUCUUGGAGGAGUCGCUGUGCCACAACACCCUUCCCAACAUGCAGCACAGUGUGUUGGAGUACUACGUCUACACCAUCCGCCUGCCAGCCACCCGCAGGCGCCUGCUACGCUAUGCCCGCCAGCACUACAGGCCUGCCCACGCCUUCCUCUGGGGUCCGCCACCUAAGAGACGUGGUGGUGCUGGUACUGGAGGUGGCAUGGGGGCUGGAAGUAGUGGAAUCAGAGCGCCUGCUCCAACACCAGAAGAACAAAGGAGGGGGGAGGAGAGCAUCACCUCCACUUCUGCAAGUAGUGGGAUUUUUAUGUCUUCUCAUGAUGCCAUGGCAUGCCAAGACCUGGCAGGAGGAGGGCUGAAGGGCUGCGCAGGACUCAGCUCCAGCAUGGCUGGGCUGGAUGGAACGUUGAUGAUGAUGGGAGUUAGAGGAGAGAGGAACGAGUACAAUGAGAUUGUUCCUUUGUAGGGAGCCAGUGUGUUGAAUAGGGUUUGAUUAAUACUUGGUUUUGAACACAGAAACAGCUGUUUUUAAAAAGGAACCAAUUCAAUUGUCAAGGGAAAAAAACAACAAUUCAUUGUUUAUGCCAGAACUUAGCAGGGUUAUAAAGCUUCUGGAAGACCCUGUAGGACACUGAAACCCAGGGUCAUGACAAUAAUAGUAAAACAUAUUCAUAGAUCUUUAGAAUCUGAUAAACAUGUUAUUAGAAUCUCUUCAGGUUAAGGGCUUACCAUAACGGCUAUGACAUUAUUUCUUUGCCGAAAGGGAUGGUGCGGUGGAAGGUCAUAUUUUGAGCCAAGCUAAGGAAACUCGCCUUGGAUGGAAUCCCAAAACCAUCUUAAACAGUUGAGACCCAAAUGUGUCUUGCAAGGCUUUUCCUCACCAGGGCUAUAAACACAACUUAGACAGAAAAUUGCCUUAUUUAAUGUCGUGGGCUAGAACUCUGGCAAAUGUGAAAUGUGGUUUCUGACACUGAAGACCAUUUUAAAACCAAAGGUGUCUGCUGAUUGGCAUGUUGGUCUUAGGGAGGAAUAGUUCUGCUUACUCAUCAAACACUGAAGCUACAGCUCCACUGAGCCACAAGCUGGACUGAGCUCACUUUACACAAGCACUGUAAAGUAAAUAUUAUAAUGUGAAGAGGGAGAUCAGGGAGAUUAUUUUUCUUAAUUUUUCAAAUUCUGUGAAAAACAUAAGGGACAGAAAAGACAAAGAGAAUGACUUAAAAGGGCAGGGGUGGGCCAGUUUGUAAUAGCAAUACUUUUAAAUCCUAUUUUCUGAGAUUGACUGGAAGUUUUGUUGUUAAUCUCUGAUAGUUUUAGCAGGCACAAUGUAAUAUUUAUCUAUUCUGCAAUUUUAUUUUACUCUAAAAGUUGAUAGUAGCUGCUCCCUUUGAAAGUUGUACAAAACUGUAGAGCAAAAAAAACAAAAAAACAAAAUUUAAUGACUUGUUAUCAAUAAAGACAAAGUUAAGAAUAGAUAGGCUUUUUAGUGACAUCACUACUUUCCUGUCAAGUGCGACUGGCACCAUGGAGGAACGUUGAUGAUGGCCAAAUGUAGUUUGUAACAACAGAUCAAGGAAAAAGAUUUCUGCUGUUGUUUAAGGCAAAAGAAGCAGUGUAGAAAGAUCUGUUUCAAAAUGUAGCUUACUGUGACACAGUAAUCUGUCUUUCAUAGCCCUGUUGACUCCACAAAAAUAAUAUCAAACUGUCAGCUUCACAACUAGCCUAGUUUCUGCAAGAUACAUUUUCUAGUGAUAAUGUAGCUACAUUAGUUAGCUAGUGUUAACAGAGAUGUGGUUAAUUAACCACUGGUUUAAAGCUGUCACUAUUUCAAGAAAGUCAGGUUUGAACAUGUAAGAACUAUUAUGUAAUUUGCUCCAAUUAAGUUGAAUGUUUUCAGCGCUAGCCAAAAUUGUUAACGUUGCAGAUAGCAGUUCCUUUCGAUUUUGGUGCUUCACUGAGUGACAAGCCAACAGGUGACUUUAGAUUGGUUGUUGUGUAACGUUACUGUAAGAAAGUUGCAUUUUUAAAAGGCUGCAAGCAGCCUCGCUUUUAUCAACAUUUUUUCCAUCUAUUGUGUUGAAUCCAAAAUGCUUCCAAAAAGCUUUUUUCUCGGGCGGUUUGGUGUCAUUAUCUUUUCAGCACAGCUAGCUAGUUUCUUUCAUUUUGCGGUAAGGAAGCUAAUUAAUUGAGUUUACUGAUAGGGCUACAGGUCAUGCAUUAGAUCAGUGACAUUGCAUUUUACCAGCAGGUGCAACCUGCUGUGCUUAUAGACUGAGUAUUGAAUUGGGACAGAUCAUUACAGAUUGAAUAUAAAAAAAGUUCCACGUUCAAAUGGUAGUUUGAAUUUCAAAUAAAAGAUGACAGCUCUACUAUGGUUUCAUAGCUUAUGUUGAUGCUUUACAUAGAAUCCACAAUCCUUCAUGUAUAACAUUGGUGAAAUGUUGGAUUGUUAGUUAAAAACAGCACAGAACCAUCAUGCUGUUCACAGCUGUUAUUGGCCAAGAGCAGAAUAUGGACUUUCAGUGUGGCUGCCACUGGGUGUGAUGUGUCACCUGAAUGUCCUCUAUUCUUAACUGAACAAGAUGACUGGAUGUGGUCUGUGACUAAUGUUAUGAAAGCAGACAGGUGAUGUGUGUUGCACUUUUUUGACAAUCUGUGUCUUCCUGUUGAAAGUGCUGUAGGUUUCUCCAAAUCGCUGAAAACAAACCUACAUUUUCAGGAACUUGCUGCUUCAUGAACAUGAUUGAUUGGACUCAUAUUGUCUCACCUUGCAAUAUUUUGGCUAAGUGAUAUGUGAAAUUAAACAAACACCCAUAUUCCAUGAUAUACUAUAUAUACAUAGUAGGUGGUGAUACUGUUGACUUUAUCCCUCUGAAUCUGUCGGUUCAAAGCUUCUAGGUGUAAAUGCACAGUAUUUUUGUUAGAUAUUAACUGCUGUAAAAUUGUUCAUUUACCUGUCAAAAAUUGGUCUACAGAAAUAAUGUUUCCCAUAGAACUGUACUCCUAUGAGUGUGCAGUAGUCUCUAAAUUAGCAUGCAUUAAUCCACUGAAUUAACUCUCCACUGAAAGGCAGGGUUACUGUAGCAGCUGUCAAGGCAGUGUGAAGCAGGUUUUACUGCAAGAUUUUACACUCACCUGGGAAGCUGUCAAGUAUUAUCAUAUCCUCCUCAGAAGUUGACAGCAUUACCUUUUUGUGUUAAGUUUUUAAUAAAAGGCCAAUGUUAGCCUGAUAUCAGGAAGCAUGUAUUGGUCUGUCCAGUCAGCCAGUAGGGACAGACAUUUGCAUUCCUGGUUGCAAUAGAAAGAUAUCUGUGAAAUUAAAAGCCAUGCAAGGUGUAAGACAGCAAUGGUGCAUAUGAGCAGGAUUUAAACAUUUUUCCUGACUUUGUCAGCUGUUCUUCCUAUCGAGUAAGACCUUGAUUAUCAUUAGUUGACAAGGUCUUUACAUUUCUCCCCAGCCAAGUAUAUCUGAUAUAAUUGUAAAAAAAUAACUUUUCAGGUGAAUUGUGUGAUAACAUGGACUUAAUAUUGAAUUUGUAGUAUAUUGUAAGUAUAUAUACAUAUAAAUAUGUAUGUGUGUGUGUGAGUGUGUAUGCGUAUGUAUCUGAUAUUCUUAAGUGCCUCUUUUGUAUUUUUUAUGUUUAUCUGUAUGCUGUAUCUUUCCCAACUAAUUUCCUGUACAUCCUGUUUUUUGUACAGCAUUUUGAUAUUUACAUUAUUGUUUGCAUUAUGGUCAUAUACGGUAUGAGUAUUAAUGUACAGUAAUAGCAGGAAUAAAUUCCAUUAGAAUUGGUUAAGAGGGGAGGUUAAUAAUAUAUAACACUUGAAAAUGGUUUGUAUCUGGCUUAUUUUAAAAAAAAAUGUGAUUGUUCCACAGAUGAAUAUUCACUAUGCUUGCUGGUAUUGUUCAGCACAUUUGCCACCCUUAUGCCCUACAAUGUGAAAUUUGCCACGAUUAACUCAAAUAAAAAUGGGGA